Messenger RNA from Tachysurus vachellii, 5847 nucleotides. RefSeq names its product Rap guanine nucleotide exchange factor (GEF) 6 (gene rapgef6). The record is from RefSeq and is a predicted model, not a curated record. Lineage: Eukaryota; Metazoa; Chordata; Actinopteri; Siluriformes; Bagridae. Gene Ontology annotation, molecular function: guanyl-nucleotide exchange factor activity; protein binding. Gene Ontology annotation, biological process: Ras protein signal transduction; positive regulation of GTPase activity. The transcript has 25 exons. Bases 687 to 4763 code for a protein of 1358 amino acids. Gene Ontology annotation, cellular component: endocytic vesicle; plasma membrane; apical plasma membrane.
AGCCAGGAAGUGAUUCUCUUUGAGUUGUUUGUUUUGAUUCCAACCAGCAGAAGCAUUACAUUGCCAGACGUAUAAAUACGGUUUUUUUCUGUUUGUUUGUUAGUUAGUUUUUUUUUAAUAUUCAGAGUUAAUUGUCUGUAUUGAAAGUUUUACACGAGAAGUUAAACUGCGAGAUUCUGGCAUCAAUAUUUGACCCGCGCAGCUGGUCUCGAUAGAGAACAUUGUUUCGCAGAACUACUGCUUUGGAAACUCGGCAAACAAGGGCAAACACCUAUUUUAUUUUAAACGGUACAGGCAUUUGUGCCAGGUUUAACACUCGCUUCUUUGUAACCUUUAACUAUUACCAAGUUUUUGAUCACGGUGAAAAUGCGUCGGUAUUGACAGAAAAUCAGUAAUCAAUAGUGUAGUGAAAUUUUUUUUGGAAAUUCCCUUUUUUUAAAGCUUCAAGGGACGAGAAUUUUUUGUUUUGCUUUAAAUAUCGGAGCUCUAUAUGCCUGCUGAAAGAACAAUUUUCAAUGGAUUUUUUACUACAUCAAGCGUUUAAUCGCCCGACCUCAUGACGGCAGAUCUAAGUUCUGGCAAUUAUCUGGGUGAGAGAAGAGAAUGUGAAUGCAUACAUUUGAAACCAUCAGAAAUGAUUGUGGUGGAGAACAUGAGCAAUGACAAGAACAGUGAUUUGACACAGCAUGCGCAGCAAAACUAUCAUAACCUACAAGUGGUACAAGAUCCAAUCACAGAUUCUCAGGAACCAUGUAUCUCACUCAUGUAUGUUGUUUCGUGUCUUGUGUCAGCAGCUACCAGGAGAUUUUCGCAGGAUGCACUUGACGGACCACCCACAUCUGACAGUGAUGCCAGUACUACCCAGCCAAUCAGUAUGCAGCAUUGGCAGUGAUUCUGCAAGCAGCAGCUUAUCAGAUAUAUAUCAUGCCACAGAGAGUGAAGUUGGUGACAUGGAUCUGUCUGGGCUCCCUGAGGCACCUGUUGAUUCAGAUGAUGAGUAUGAGGAAGAUGAAGGCCUUGAGCAUGCUUCUGACCCUUUGCUUGCCCGAGAUGUGGUUAGAGAGUGUUUGGAGAAGGAGCCAGUUGAGCGCAAUGAUGAAGACAUUGAGCUGCUCCUGGAUUUCAUGCAUCAGCUGCCUGCAUUUGACAACAUGACCAUGUCAGUGAGGAGAGAAUUUUGUAUAGUCAUGGUCUUUAAGGUUGUAGAACAGGCUGGCACCAUCAUCCUGCAUGACAAACAGGAGUUGGACCAGUGGUAUGUUAUCCUGAACGGUGCAGUGGAGAUAAAUUACGGAGACAGUCGAACCGAGAUCCUCUGCAUGGGGAACAGCUUUGGAAUCUCUGCCUCCUUGGUGAAGCAAUGCAUGAAUGGAGAAGUGCGCACAAAAGGGGAUGACUGCCAGUUGGUGUGCAUCGCUCAGAAGGACUACUGGCGAAUCCUCAACCAUGUGGAGAAAAACAUGCACAAGGUGGAGGAAGAAGGGGAAAUUGUGAUGGUAAAGGAGUAUCGUGAGCUGGAUCGCAGUGGCUUAUGCAAGGGCCACAUUGUCAUCAAGGGCACUCCAGAAAGGCUGAUUUUGCACUUGGUGGAGGAGCCUUCAGUAGUGGAUCCGACCUACAUUGAAGAUUUCCUCCUCACUUACCGCACAUUCAUUUCCACCCCGAUGGAAGUGAGCAAUAAGCUAUUAGAGUGGUUCAGAGUGGACAAUCUGAGAGACACGGUUACACGGAUAGUGUUGUUAUGGGUGAACAAUCAUUUUAAUGAUUUUGAAAGAAACCCUUCAAUGACACAGUUUUUAGAGGACUUUGAGAAGUUGCUAGAUGAAGCGAAAAUGAAUGGUCAUUUGCGUUUGCUGAACAUGGCCUCAGCAGCUAAACCCAAGUUGCGUCAGCUAAUGCUGCAGAAAGGGAACAGAGAUUCACCACUGCCAUUUAGCUUGCUAGGAGGGAGUGAGAGAGGCUUUGGCAUAUUCAUAGACAAUGUGAAAGAGGACAGUAAGGCCAUGGAAGCUGGUCUCAAAAGAGGAGAUCAGAUAAUAGAGAUUAAUGGGCAAAAUUUUGAAAACAUAUCUUACUCCAAAGCUAUGGACAUUAUAAGGAACAAUACUCACCUUUCUCUCACUGUAAAGACGAACAUCUUUGUCUUCAAAGAGCUUCAAAACUAUGUGAAGAAUAUUAAGAAGAAUGGAGCUGCCAAGAUUUCCAAAUUUCAUGAGAAGAAAGGCAACCGCUUCUCCAUUACUGAGCUGCCAGGCGACAUUGAACUUCCUACUGACAGCAAGAGUCACAAGAAAAUGAAGGCCCACACAGUGUCAGCUGGACGCAACAAGAUACGCAAGAUGCUGGAGAAGACCAGAUUUAGCAUUCUACCUCCCAAACCAUUCAGUGAUUCAAGCAUAGGACACUCUCAGGAUGACAGCAUUGUUGGCACAAAACGGUGUAGACACAGUGUGGCCAUCAUGCCAAUGGGCAGUCUGUCCUCCAGCAGUCCUGAUUUACUACAGCCAACAACCAGCAUACUCAGUUUCUCAAGCUCCAUAGAUGUUCUAGAUCAAGUGUUGCGUGUUUUCAAAGCAGACCAACAGAGCUGCUACAUCAUUAUCAGUAAAGACACAACGGCCAAGGAUGUGGUUUUGCUUGUAGUUAAGGAGUUUGGUCUCAUUGCUGCUCCUGGGACCUAUUCGCUGUGUGAGGUGUCAGUCAGUCCAGAAGGUGUCAUUAAACAGCGCCGUCUACCAGACCAACUGUCCAAACUGGCAGAUCGCAUCCAACUCAAUAGCAGGUACUACCUGAAGAACAACAUGGAAACAGAGACCCUCUGCUCAGAUGAGGAUGCUCAAGAGCUGCUGAGAGAGAGUCAGAUUAGUCUUCUCCAGCUCAGCACUCUGGAGGUGUCUGCCCAGCUGUCCAUACGUGACUUUGGCAUCUUCCGGAACAUUGAGUCAACCGAGUACGUUGACAGUCUCUUCAAGCCAAACUCCAGCAAUGGCCAUCUAAAACAGUUUGAGGACCUUAUCAACGAGGAGACCUUUUGGGUGGCCACUGAGAUUUUGCAUGAGGCAAAUUCACUAAAGCGCAUGAAGACAAUCAAGCACUUCAUCAAGAUUGCACUGCAGUGCCGCGAGUGCAACAACUUUAAUUCCAUGUUUGCCAUAAUAAGUGGUCUGAACCUUGCCCCAGUUGCCCGGCUACGAGGCACAUGGGAGAAGCUUCCCAGCAAAUAUGAAAAGCUUUUUCAAGACCUGCAGGAUAUUUUUGACCCUUCACGCAACAUGGCCAAAUAUCGCAACAUCCUGAGCAGCCAAAAUAUGCACCAGCCAAUAAUUCCUCUCUUUCCUGUGGUUAAGAAAGACCUGACAUUCCUGCAUGAAGGUAAUGACACAAAUGUGGACGGUCUUGUGAACUUUGAGAAGCUGCGAAUGAUUGCCAAGGAGAUUCGGCAUGUUGUGCAAAUGACCACCACCAGCAUGGACCCAGCAAUCAUGUUUCAUCAGAGGAAGAAGAGAUGGAAGAGUUUAGGGUCCUUGAGUCAGGGCAGCACUAAUUCCAACCUGCUGGAUAUGCAAACUGGACAUAAGAAGCGUGUGCAGCGCAGCUCAUUGCUAAAUGGCAAGAAGCUAUAUGAAGAUGCACAGAUGGCCCGUAAGGUCAGGCAGUACCUAUCCCAGCUGCAAGUGGAGACAGAUGAAGAGAAGUUACAGGUUAUGUCCCUGCAGUGUGAGCCAGCCUACAGUACUCUCUCCAAAAGCUUGAGUGAAAGGAGGUCCACCAAAUAUGACUUGUCUCCUGUGUUCACACGCUCAUCUUUGAUCUCUGGAAAGUCAUACAAUCGUGUCUCCCAGGUCCUACAGGUCCCACCCGUCAGCCUCAAUCCCCUACGGAAAAAGAGCAUUGCCAAAGACCUAAUAACUGCACACAGCAACUUAAACAACUUGGAUCCAACCCUCAAUGAGAUUCUUGCACAUUCCAGCACAAUCAGGAGCUCACCAGAUUGCAUGCAAAAAGCCAGAAGCCAAAUACAGUCAGCAUCACUUCACAUUGACUCAGAAAACUGCACAAGUUUGUCCUUGGUGAGGAACUUGGUGACACAAGGCUCAAAAAUGACCUCCACUGAAGACCUAACUUUGCCCAUUUCAGAGGUAGCUGACAGUGGCCGAGGAAGCUGGACAUCGUGCUCCAGCAACCCACAUGAAAAUUUUCAGAACUUUCAGGUCCAAGGCAUAACAAAGCAUGUCAAUAUGAUGAACCAACUGCAUCAUCAUAAGGCUGACACUGUCGCUGUUAUGGAUGAUUUUCAGGCCAUAAAGAGACUUUACAAAGAUGGCUUAGAGCUGAAUCAUUCCAGACAGGGUUGGGCUUCUUCCAGCUCAGUCUCAGAAAGGUGUGAGAAAAACUACAGCACUAUUAAACACAGAGAGAGCAAUGAGCAGCGAAGCACAGACCCUGCAUAUAAAAUGGUCACCUCCACCACAGAGAAAGGUCUCAUAGUGUAUUGUGUAACAUCACCAUGCAAAGAUGAUAGGCCUCCUACCCCACUUGGUAAUGGGCUGUCAUUAAGGGACAUGCAGGCACGGGAGGGUGGAGCUCUGCGGCCAGACUAUUUAAAGCCACCCAACUAUAGUGUGGCAUUACAAAGGUCCAAGUUGUUGGGUGACUCAUGGAGAUUGGCAGAUGCGCAUCAACCUAUCAUCACCAGGCCUGCCAGUGUAGCAUCUCAUGCUGUAGCUACUAGUGAGGAUGAAGAACAAGUGUCAGCUGUGUGACUCCAGGGAAUGUGUGUGGAAACUGUGUGAAGCUCAGCUCUAUAACAUGAAACCACUCAUCUCCCCGCAACAAUACCAAGCAAUUCUGCAUGGACUUUACCACUUCUUAAAAUCUUUCUCUUUUAAUAUCUUAAAAAUGUUCAUCUUUUAAAUCACUGUGUUUUGAAAAAUCUUAAAAUCUUGAUGCAAUGUGUAAUUCCUCCAAUUUUGUGGGGCAAAACUUUUUUGUUAAUUUGGUGUGUUUCCAUGGUGUGUGGCGUAGUAAUUAAGGUGUUGGACUACUAAUCAAAAGGUCAUGAGUUUGAAUCCCAGGUCCACCAAGCUGCCACUGCCCUUGAGCAAGUUGUUGCUCAGUUGUAUGAAUUGAAAUAAAAUGUAAGUCACUCCGGGUAAGGGUGUCUGCUAAAUGCCAGAAAUGUAAAAUUUAACUGUAAAAUUGAAACACACCAAAUAAAUAAAACAAGUUUUGCUGGUUAUUUUUUCUGGUGAUUUAUUUAUUUAUUCCAUCAAAUGCCUUCCAUAAUUAUCUACCAAAUAAUCUGCCUUAUAGAUCUAAAUCUUUGAGAUGGGCCAAUUCCCAUUUAUUCAUUUUCUGUUUUAUUUUGUCUUGCAUUGAGUGUGUAUCAUAAUUCUGGAUAAAUAAUGCCUGUGCUUGAUUUUUCUAGACAUACUCUUUAUAUUGCCUUUACCACUAAUAGCAUCUCAGGCUAUCAUGAAUGUCAUCUCUUCAUGCAGUUGCUUCAGCUGCCCCAUGCACUGCUGACUGUAAUGUCAAAUAAAUUAAGCUUUAGAAGUUUCUAAAGCUGUAAAUAUUUGCUGCAUUUUUGCAGCUGUCUGAAAUGGCACUCUAAAAGUACAAGUGGGUAAAAAUGAAAAGUUUAGCUUUUAGAUAAUGUUUUUGUUCAUAUUAUUCCUUUCCUUCUUAUUAUUUUACUGUAUCAGGCUGCUAUUUUUUUUAUAGCAACAAGAAAUAAGUAAAAGCCCCUUCAACUAAUCUCUGUUGUAAAUUAUCUCAUUUUGUGGUACUUGCUUGUUACAGAUAUGUCUUGCUUGUGAAGAGAUAUGUGCAUAAUUAUCAGGCAAA